AGUGUUUGAGUCACAGUGAUGCUGUUCAGAUCGAUUACCGUCGCGAUCCUCAGACCUUUUUUCCUUUGAACGCAAUUUUCCGUUGUUUGUUGGUGUUUGGUUAAAUUGAAAGAAUCUUACCAUUUCCCUGAUCUAAUGAAUAAUUUUCUCGAGAGUUCAGAGAAUCCUAUCAACACAGAAUUGGCACACUUCUCUCGAGGAUGAUGGAUAUUUCUUGCGUACUCGUGCUACUGACUAUCAUCCCAUGGACAUCGGCACAGUACACAAAUGUUGUCCUCAGUCAGGGAACACUUGUGGGACUCAAGGUAUUCCCGGAGUCUUCACGUGUGCCCGUUUAUGCUUUUCUGGGGAUACCCUAUGCAAAACCACCAAUUGACGAGCUGAGAUUUGCUCCUCCGGUGCCCCAUCCGGGCUGGAAUGGGACACUUAUUGCGCGGGAUUUUCAGCCAAUCUGCCCACAACCGGACGUGAGUCCGUUGGAGGAAUCUAGUGAUUACAAUCCCCUGGCAUCUCCCACAAGUGAAAACUGUUUGUUUUUGAACGUUUGGACACCGGAAACAGGCUUUCGCUAUGGCAAUAUUCCCGUGGUGCUGAUCAUCACUGGAGAAGAUCAUGCUUUUGAUUACCUCAGGCAUCGUCCAACAGGAUUGGAUCUCGCUUCUGAGGGGAUUGUAGUGGUCACUGUUCAGUAUCGCACAAAUAUUUUCGGUUGGUUGAGCCUUCAGCAUGAAUUUGCGCCUGGGAACUUGGGUCUUCUGGACCAGAAUCUAGCACUUUUGUGGAUACAGAGGAAUAUUCAUCAAUUUGGAGGUGAUCCCAAGAGAGUCACCCUCCUCGGGCAUGGCACAACAGGAGCAGCAAAUGCAAUGAUUCACCUAACAAGUGGGAAAUCCAAUGACCUAUUUUCCCGGCUAAUUGUCAUGUCUGGGACUGUCUUUUCGUCCUAUUCUUACCAAAAUCCAGAUCCUGAACAUUUGGACUUAACAGCAUCUGAGCAAAUUAUUCAGAUCUUGGCAUGCGAUUCCCCGGAAAUACGCUACGUUCUCACGUGCCUGAGACGAAAGAGCGUUGGGGAUCUCCUGCGAGCUUUUGAGAUAAUCUAUCAAAUGGGGAACUAUACUAAACUCCUGGGACCAGUGCUGGACAGAAGAUUCCUCCUGGAUGAUCCGAGAAAAUUAAUAGCGUCUGGAAAUUUUCUAAUGGACAUUCCUAUUCUCAUGGGGAUUUGUAACAAUGAAGGUGCAUUCCUGAGAGAUUCAUGGAUUGAAUUUGGGAAGCAGGGACCAAAGCAAUUGAAGAAAUUCAUUGAUACUGUAAUUGUUUCAAAUAUAUUGGAGCAUUAUGCAUUCAAUAGUCCUGGACAAGGACAGAUCCGUGAGACAAUUGACUGGAGAUUCUUUGAUCAGAUUCCCCAAGUCUCGACAGUUCCCUAUCUUGUUGAUGCUCUGCAGAAAUUAGUGUCUGAAACCAAGUUCGAAAUACCAUUUUUUGAGACAAUUGAGCUUCUGUCCGGAGGCUUAGUGGUAAGAAAUGGCAGUCAAGGGGCUCUGAGGCAGGUUUAUGGAAGAAAUUUGGACGGGAAGAUUCUGAGGAGGAAGAGCAAUCUCUAUGUCUACUCCUUCCAACAGCCAUAUUCUAUUGACAUGAGGGGACGGGUUAAUUACUUCGGAGGAGCAUCACAUACGUCGGAUUUGCCCGUUCUCAUGGGCCCGAGUCUCCUGCAACAAAUUGGACGACGACGCUUAUCGCAAUCUGAGGAUAAAUUGUGCAAGAAGUUGAGGCAGUACUUUGGGGAUUUCAUCAAAUCAGGGAACCCUACUCCCGGAAGGCUCUUCGAUGCUUGGAAGCCCUACACGAGAGAUACCAAAUACAUUAAGGUCUUAUCCUCGAAAAUGGAAGCUGUAGCCCUGCAGGAUGACCUUGCCCAGUCCGGGGUCGAAAAGAAUAUCGUAAUGAUAGAGCACAUCUUUUCAAACAACCAACACACAAUUGGUAGCAAUAUUCCCCAGAAUCCCUAUCAACUGAGCACCAAUCUUCCCAGCGGACGAGCUCUAACGCCCCGUGGUCAGAAUGACGAAUACGUGAAUGAUAUUGUCAAUAUGCAAUACUUCAGUGAACUGAGCAAGGUUUACUCCUUCUGGAACAAACUCCUCCCACGAAUCUACCAAAAUGCCCAUCUGAACGACCAAUUACUGAGUGGCCGUCAGGACAUUCAAGGCAUUCAGUUCUUCGAGAGCACCAACAGCAGCAAGUACAAACAUGCAUUCUUUUCCAUGCUAACACUCGUCUGUCUCCUGUUAACUGUCCUUUGCGUCUGUGUCUACAUCCUCAAGCGAAAUACAAGGAAUUUUGGGAGUGUUUUAUGACAAAAAUUCAAGAGCCUACGGGAUUGGAUUAUCCGUUGUUCGAGUCGUUGCUUCAAGAAAUCCACUCAGAGUGUCCCGGAAAAAGCCGAGGAUAUCUCUCUACCACCCGUGGGCAGUCAUUCCCAUGAUCCCAAUUCUCCUCAAAUCCUCGAUUCUGAAUCCUACAGACUCGAGGAAAGCCUUGAGGUGCGCAAUUGGCGAUAUCACCUCACAAACAAUCGCUUCUAGAGGAACAAACUAUCUUUUGAUAUUCAUCCGUGCCGUCCUUUGAAAUGUACUUAAUGACCCUCAAUUGCUAAGAAACUGGACUUUCUAAAAAGUGAAA
Messenger RNA from Phlebotomus papatasi, 2691 nucleotides. Its product is annotated as pyrethroid hydrolase Ces2a. The transcript is spliced from 4 exons. NCBI's taxonomy places the organism in Eukaryota, Metazoa, Arthropoda, Insecta, Diptera, Psychodidae. The record is from RefSeq and is a predicted model, not a curated record. Bases 201 to 2366 code for a protein of 721 amino acids.